AUGAUUGGAUUUUGCGAGCGUCAAGCCAAGGUGGGGCAAGAAAGCUCAGACGUCGCAAACUUUGGAGAGGAAGAUUUGAUUGCGUUACCAGACUUUUCUCUGCUUAGAGAGGAAAACCUGACCGGGAUACCAAGUCCGGAUUCCGUGGCGGACUCACCCUGUCUGCGGCCUAGUCUCAGUAACGGUCACUGCGCCAGGGAGGCGACAACCUUCACUUUCCCAGUACAGGGGGAUCAGCGGGGAGUGCCAGAAGUGAAAACGGCAAACCCGUUUUUUCAAAGAACACGACUUGAGAAGAGGCUAAUUAUCUUGGCGGUUAUCUUGGCAGCAUGCUCUGUCACAAUGGUCACAAUCCUCUUUGUACAAUGGCAUACAAGGAGAAGUGAGCAAUCUCACACUUUGCGGCACCAACAAUACAACGUCAUUGAGAGCUUUGAUAUGUCAGGUAUAAAUCAAAGGAAUAGCCUGUCUCAAAGCACGGAUGAAUGCACGGAAAUAUGCACGUCACCAAACUGUGUCGCAUCAGCUGCUCGACUGAUUUCAAAUAUGGAUCCACAUGUGGACCCCUGCGAAGAUUUCUAUGAAUAUUCAUGUGGAGGUUGGCAUAGAUCAAACGUCAUUCCUGAAGACGACUCGCAUUAUGCUGUUCCUUCACAACUUAAAAAGAAUUUAGAAAUACAAUGCAAAGAACUGAUUGAAAGGACGCCACCACCGUCAGAAACAGAGGCAAUCAGAAAAGCAAGAGAUUUUUAUAAGUCAUGUAUGAACGAAGAGGUACUAACUCAAAGAGGGAUCGAACCUCUGACAGCCCUUAUUCGUAAGCUCGGAGGAUGGCCGGUUCUCAACGAUGGUGUUUAUGAUGAGCGAACAUGGAGAUUAGAAGACGUCCUUGCUACAUCGCGGAUGAUACUCGAUCGCAACUUUCUGUUCUUUAACCGAAUUUCUGUGGAUGCAGCCGACUCCAAUUCACAUAUUAUGACGUUUGACCAGCCAAAUCUGGGCCUACAAAAUCGUGAUUAUUACCUUAGAGGCAAUUCAAUACAGGGUUUGAAAGCAUAUGAGAAAUACAUGAUAGACAUGACACUCUACGUUCGAGGAGGAAAUGAUGUAGAAAACGUCACAAGCGAGAUGCAAGAAGUCCUGGAAUUCGAAAAGAAGAUGGCUAACAUUUCUAUGACCCCAACCGCGAAAAGAGGAGCUCAAUUAUUAAAUCAGAAAGUCAGUGUAUCGUAUCUCAAAAGAAGACUUCCUACAAUUGAUUGGACUAGAUAUUUUCAGCUAGUUUUGAAUAAAACUGAUAUCGAUCACUCGAUGGAACUAGUAGUCUAUUCACCACAAUAUUUACUGGGGCUAAAUCGAAUUGUACAAGAAACGCCGAACAGGACAAUUGCAAACUAUCUAGUAUGGCGUGCUGUCAUAUAUACAAUGGAUCUGAUGAACAGCAAGGCUCGUUCAAUACGACAGACGUUUCACAAGGUCGUGAGUGGGGAAAAGAGGCAGCCUGCAAAAUGGAAACAAUGUAUUGAAAACACGAAUUCGUACAUGUCCCGUGCGUUGGGGGCGCUCUUUGUGCUAGAGAAAUUUGACGUGGAGAGCAAGAAAACGGCAUUGACGAUGAUUGGUCAUUUAAGGAACACCCAAUAUAAUAUUCUUAACACAACAGACUGGAUGGAUGACGUAACAAAACAAAAAGCAUUACAAAAGGCUUACGCAAUAAGGGAACAAAUCGGAUACGAGGAAAAAUUAUUAAACUUUACAUAUCUUGAUGGGGUCUAUGAAAGAAUAAAUAUUACCGUGGAUAAAUACUUUGAGAACGCUGUCCAGAUCAUGUCAGAACACGCACGAAAACUAUUUGCCAAACUUGAUGAAAAAGUAGAUAGAUACGAGUGGUCUACCGUUCCUUUGGUUGUAAACGCCUACUACCAAUUUUCCAGUAAUGUAAUCACUUUCCCGGCAGCUAUUUUGCAGCCACCGUACUUCAGCAGUCGACAUUCGAGAUCUAUGAAUUAUGGUGGAAUAGGCGUAGUCAUCGGACAUGAAUUAACGCAUGCAUUCGACGAUAAAGGACGUCAUUUUGAUAUUGAUGGAAAUUUAGGUAUUUGGUGGACGAAUUCGUCGAGCGAGUCAUUUCGGAGAAAAACACAAUGCCUCAUUGAUCAGUAUUCCAGCUAUCAAUAUGAAGAUCUAGGAAUGAACAUUGAUGGCUUGCGGACUUUGGGAGAGAAUAUUGCUGAUAAUGGAGGAUUAAAAGAGGCUUUCAUGGCCUACAGACAUUCUGUCGAGGCAAUGGGAAAGGAGGAACCUUUACUACCCGGUAUCAACCUCACGCAUAACCAGAUUUUCUUUCUAAGCUUUGGUCAGCUCUGGUGCGGACUACAUCGAGAUCAAGAUCGAAUUAAUGGCCUAAAAAACGACUACCACUCACCUCUAAAAUUCAGGGUAUGGGGAUCUGUCAGCAAUUCUGAAGACUUUGCCAAAGCAUUCAACUGCCCUGUCGGAUCGCCCAUGAAUCCAAGGAAUAAAUGCGGGGUCUGGUAACAGAGCUGAAGUCAGUCAGAUCGUUAAUAUGCCCCACUUACACCAAGGACACCGACUCAAGAGCGAUCGAAUUAUUACGUUAUUUCGAAUGGAAUAUCGUCGGUCGAUUUGUAGCAAGUUUUGUGGGUGAGACUUUAACCUUACAUGGAAGUAACCUUGGAUAGAGUGGCUACAAAAGACUUUUCUUCCUCCCAGAUAAAGAUACUACAGGGGAAAAAUUGUAUGAAAUGCAUGUCUUGGAUGACAAUGCAAAAGAGAGAGACCUAGAGGGGGUGAGAGAGAAAGAGAGAGGGGGAGGGGGAGCGGGGGGGGGGUACUAGGAAGGGAGAGAGUGGAGUAUGUGUGUGCGUGUUUAUGUGGUAUGGGUGUGAGAGAUUUGGAGACAAAGACAGCCAGAGCAGAGAGUGAGAGACAAGGAAAGGCAGCGAUGUGUGUGUGUGUGUGCUUGUAUGUGGGUGGGUGGGGGGGGGGGGUUACAAGAAUUUAUGGACAGAAGUAUAAUGGCUGAGAAAUUCACUAUUUCAAACUUUACCAGUUCGAUUCACCAAGUUUAGAUGGUUCUGAAAUUCAUCCACCCUGGGUCCCGUAACACAAAGCUUAGAAAUCAUCGAAGAACAUUUGUUUUUUUAUAGCAUUGAUCAAAAUGUACAAUUAAUCGUAAAAAUCAAUCGCUAGCCUUUGUGUUACGCAACCCUAAUCUCUGAAGUUCCGUUUGAUAUGGGUGCUUUAGGGGCGGCGUUGAACAGUGACUGCCCCGGUGAUUUUUAUUUUUUGGAAAAGUGGAAAACGGAUGAGGGAAAUAUGGAAAAAAUACCCCCUCAAAAUAAGUAUCACCUUGGUUUAUCUCCCACCCCCCCCCCCCAUUAAAUUGAUCAGACGUCGCCCCAGCGUGUGCACUGUGCUUAGGAUUAGCAAUACCUAGGAAUGCAUGAUACGCGCUUCUAGGCUUAACAUGGAUUCAAUUUCAUUGCUGAUUUAUCAAGUUAUGACAACGAUAAACUAUACAAUUGAUGUACAUUUCAACAACAAAAACGCCACGUUUUCUACCUUUUGUUAUAGAUUUUGUAUCAUGAUUGUACGUUGUAACGGUUUUUUGUGUCAUUCGGUUAUAUCACUGUAUGACUAUUGUCUACUCUAGCACUUGUUUUAAGCACUUUAUUUCAUAGCAAGUUCCUAAUUGUAAUUUCCUGAAACUGUCACUAAAGUUUAGUACCUGUUGUUGAAGCAAACAAUGAUAUCAUAGUAGAUCAAGAUGUGGUUCAUUUACAUAAACCGAACUCUGAAUCAAGUAUAAUCUAAGCAGAUAAUUCACACUUGAGAAUGAGAUCGCCAAAACAGAUACACACAUGUGGAUCAUUGUGUUACUAUUGCUUUGAAGAAAAAUGCUCGCCGCCGCCCACCGAGCUGCUAAUUUUGUCAAUUUAUUUGUUAUUAGCAAUUACACAUUUUCCUCCAAUAUCAUUUGGCACAUAUUUAUUAUUUAAGAUUGAAACCAUUGGGUGAUCAAUGAAUGUUAUUAGGUUAUUUAAUUUCAAGAUGUUUACCACAACUUCCGUUUAAUAAUAAUGUCCAAAUGGCUCCACCCCACUUCUCCCUAUUACAAGGAGGCUUAUCUUCAGUACCUCGUUAAGUAUCUAAUCACAUGUAUUAUAUCAAUUUGUACAUUUGUAUAUUCAGACUGUAAAAAUAGUGCGUAAAGUUCUAUAUCGAAUAAGAAUAAUAAACACUUGAUUGAAUUGAAAUUGUGUAAUAUUAAACUGGAAAAUAUUUAAAGCGAAGUCACAUUUUAUGUCAAUUUUUAUACUUUUCAAUAUUGACCAUAGCAUGGAUAUGCUUAUCUUCUAUGGCUGAAUAACUUAUAUUUAGAAUCCAUUUAAAAACAUUAUUAUGGUUGUUCUAACUUAAUAAUGAUUUCUGGAGAAACUUGAUAAUGAUUUCUGCAAAACUUUGUUAGAAAUAAGCAUAUUGUAAAUUGAAUAAAUCAGGAUUUUAUUAC
This is a messenger RNA of Lytechinus pictus (painted urchin), 4534 nucleotides long. RefSeq names its product neprilysin-like. The transcript has 24 exons. The record is from RefSeq and is a predicted model, not a curated record. Gene Ontology annotation, biological process: protein processing. Bases 1 to 2538 code for a protein of 845 amino acids. Lineage: Eukaryota; Metazoa; Echinodermata; Echinoidea; Temnopleuroida; Toxopneustidae. Gene Ontology annotation, cellular component: plasma membrane. Gene Ontology annotation, molecular function: metalloendopeptidase activity.